AAUUAUAUUUCCUAAUACUACCCGUACACCAAAACCCUUCCCUCCCAUUAUAUAUCACACGCACACAACACAAAAAGAUGGAAAAAGAGAGAAACAAACCUACGGAAUACUUUGUGCGACGGUAAAAGAGAAGGAGAGAACAGCCGCAGACCAGAGUCGGAAGGAAGGAGCUCGACACCGCCGUCGUCGUCCUGUGUCGCCGCUGCCAUUGGGAUCGCCGGAAACAGCCCAACCAAUUGAUUCUUGUUUUGCUUAAUUCGUCUAAUUAUCGAGGUAAUAUGAAUGAUGAAUAAGGAAAUAUCCUGGAGGGCAGCAAGGGCAGAGAGAACCUAAAUUAUAAAGUCGUUCAUAAAGAAUGGAGUUUACUUGCCAAUGCCCUUUGGUUCCACGGUUGAGUAAUCUCCAACUGGGGCACCCCUUCCACCGGCAGAAAUUUUUAAGAUGGAGAUCUGUGAAUGAGUUGAGGAAUUCAAAUGGCGAACAAUAUCAGAGGCCAUUAUAAUAGGACCCGAAGGGCAUUUCCUCAUUCAAUUGCUCUCUAUAGUUUCCUUCUUUUUGCUUUAUGGGUCUUCAUAUUUACUUUUAACAGCAGAGAAAUCUUUGAGGAUGCCCAGAAACCUCUCUUUUUAUUGGAGCCCGAGCAGAAGGAAGCUGGACAUCUAUGGGGGGCUCCUUAUAGCAAUGGUUUACAACCUUGUGUCAAACCUACUGUUAAAUAUAAAGCUACAAAUGGAUGGGAUAAGUACAUGACUGUUAAAAGUAACGGGGGUUUAAAUCAGAUGCGCACCGGGAUAGCUGAUAUGGUUGCUGUGGCGCAUAUGAUGAAUGCAACUAUGGUGAUCCCACAGUUGGAUAAGCGUUCGUUCUGGCAGGAUUCGAGAUAUAUUUGAUGAAAACCAUUUCAUCGAAAUGUUACAAGGAGAUGUCAGAAUUAUUAGGACGCUUCCAAGAGAAUUAGAAUCUGUGCAUAGAGCAAGGAAGCACUUCACAUCCUGGUCCAGCAAGGGCUAUUAUACUGAGAUGAAGCAAUUAUGGAAGGAAAAUCAGGUCAUUCAUGUUGCUAAAUCCGAUUCUCGACUUGCAAACAAUGAUCUGCCUCUUGACAUUCAAAGACUAAGAUGUCGUGCUUUAUACCAUGCUCUCCACUUUUCUCCUCCCAUUGAGAGCCUUGGAAAGAAGCUUGUGGAACGGUUGAGGUUACGAGCUUCAAGGUACAUUGCACUUCAUUUGCGGUACGAAAAGGACAUGCUGUCUUUUACAGGCUGUACUUACGGCCUUGCUGAUAAAGAAGCUGAAGAACUUAGAGUAAUGAGGGAGAAUACAAAUCAUUGGAAGAUCAAGAAUAUCAAUUCCAGUGAGCAGAGAAUUGGCGGUUUAUGUCCUCUUACGCCCAAGGAGGUUGGGAUAUUUCUUCAAGCUCUUGGUUAUCCUAUGUCAACAUUGAUUUAUAUCGCUGCUGGAGAAAUCUAUGGUGGUAACACACACCUUUUAGAGCUAACAUCCCGCUUUCCAAAUGUAGUUUCAAAGGAAAUGCUUGCAACCACAGAGGAACUGAGACAAUUUUCCAAACACGCAUCUCAAAGUGCAGCAAUUGACUAUAUUAUCUCUAUUGAGAGUGAUGUUUUCAUUCCAUCACAUUCUGGUAAUAUGGCAAGAGCAGUGGAGGGGCAUCGCAGAUUCCUAGGCCACCGCAAGACAAUCACUCCUGAUAGGAAAGGCCUUGUGGAAAUAUUUGAUCAGCUGGAAGCUGGACGUCUUAAAGAAGGGCCAUUUUUAUCACAUCUUGUGAUCACAUUGCACAAGAACAGACAAGGUGCUCCUAGAAAGAGAAAAGGUGCCCCCGAAGGUAUCAAAGGUCGGGCACGCUUCAGGUUCGAAGAACCUUUUUACCAGAACCCAUACCCUGAAUGCAUAUGUGCUCCCAAGAUGACUCCAAGCUGAGGGAGGGAGGCCAUGGAUUCUCCCACUCUCUCUUCAACUUACCAGAAAUAAAUAAUUCAUUGUUUCUUAUAUUAAAAAAAACCAAGAAACACAAAACCAUCUUAAUGUUGCUUCUUUGUAUAUCUCAGUUUCUGAAUAUUCUUCUCCCUUUACUAAAUUGUUACUUGCUUU
Messenger RNA from Cuscuta campestris, 2112 nucleotides. The record is from the annotation of a GenBank genome assembly. NCBI's taxonomy places the organism in Eukaryota, Viridiplantae, Streptophyta, Magnoliopsida, Solanales, Convolvulaceae.